AUGAAGGUAUUAACACUCGCUCUCUUCGCUUCAGCUGCAUUAGCUAAUUUGGACAUUUUGAAAAGAGCCGAUACACCGAAUCUUUGCGAUUCUCAAGUCUGUCUUGAUGCUGGAAAACAUUUGGACGAUAAUUGUAAUUCCGAUGUUGAUAAUCUUUUAUCUUGUAUUUGUCUGAUAGACGUUGAUAAUGAUUAUUGGAAUAAAAUGACUGACUGUGUUAAUGGAUGUGGUUAUCAACAGGCAACUAACAGUGCUAUUAGCAAUAGUGAGUUGAGGCAGAUGUAUUGUGAUGCCGCUAAGGUUUAUUCAUCUCUUUCUACAGAGUUAUCAAAUCAAUCUGGCACAGAAUCUGCUACUAACUCAAUUGAUUUUUCGGCCAUCAUGUCUGAUUUGUCCAAUGCCGCAACUGCUUCUGAAUCCAAAGAUCCUUCUUCAGCAAUUGCAGCUAUUUUGAACACUUUAUCUGCUCUUUCAACUGAGGGGACAGAGCUGUCUGGAUCUGGAUCAUCUACAACAAACUCACAAUCUGGAUCAUCUGCUUCUACUACCCCAGGUUCAUCCACUACAGGAUCAAGUAAUAUUGCUGCUACAAUUGGUUGUGGGUCCUUGAUCUCUUUAGUCUUAUUAUCCAUUUUGUAA
Lodderomyces oxycetoniae is the source of this 639-nucleotide messenger RNA. RefSeq lists its product as uncharacterized. The record is from RefSeq and is a predicted model, not a curated record. NCBI's taxonomy places the organism in Eukaryota, Fungi, Ascomycota, Pichiomycetes, Serinales, Debaryomycetaceae. The transcript has a single exon. Bases 1 to 639 code for a protein of 212 amino acids.